AUGACUGAAAAUUGUAUAUACUGUGGAAGUGUUGUGCGGAAACGGCAGGAGGCAGUCACUUGUGAUGCUUGUGACAGUGACAACAUAGGAGGUGUUAUACCGCUAUCGUGCGAAACAACUUUCAUUAUCGGCACUAAUGAAGAAGAUUUCAAGUCUUUACCAACCCAGGGUGUUGAGACAAGAAGCAGAAACAAUGUUGCUGGUGCACGAAUAUUUAAUCAGACAGGAAAAUGCAAGAAAUUGACAGAUGAAUAUACGACUGUUGAACCAGGAUAUGAAUACAUAGAAAAGGUGUAUUUUAAAAUAGAGUUUCAACCAUGGAUUUCAACUGAUCUAAUGAAUCCCAGUGAUCCCAGUGAUGAUGAGUUAAAUCUUCUAAACUUACCCCUCACAAUGUGGUCUAGGCUGGACUUCAGUUUUGUUCGAAAGCCACCUUCAGAAUACUUUUUCUGGUUAACCAACGACAAUAGGAGAAUUGAUGAUAAUCCAAUCGCAGUUGGCGUGAAAGAGAGAAAAUCGCAAUUGAUCUUCGGACACCCUUCAAAGAAUGACUUUGAAAUCCUCCCUUUCGAAUGGCAAGCCAUGUGUCCAUUGGUUGAAUGCAAGAUUUCACUCGUUAUUAAAGACACACAAAUAAAGGUCCUUGUAAACGACAAAGAAGUAAAAAACGCCAAAUAUGGAGUUGAGAGGACGCUAGUUAGGCAACGUAGAAAAGUUAUCAUCGUUGCACGUGCAAAUACUGCUGUUGCAGGAUUCACUAGCUUUGAGUUUAGAAAAUAA
Messenger RNA from Ruditapes philippinarum (Manila clam), 780 nucleotides. RefSeq lists its product as uncharacterized. The transcript is spliced from 7 exons. Lineage: Eukaryota; Metazoa; Mollusca; Bivalvia; Venerida; Veneridae. The coding region runs from base 1 to 780 and encodes 259 amino acids. The record is from RefSeq and is a predicted model, not a curated record.